Molecule: messenger RNA, 1063 nt
Organism: Anolis sagrei ordinatus
Lineage: Eukaryota; Metazoa; Chordata; Lepidosauria; Squamata; Anolidae
Gene: AKIP1
Product: A-kinase interacting protein 1
Biological process (GO): regulation of non-canonical NF-kappaB signal transduction
Cellular component (GO): nucleoplasm
Source: RefSeq, a predicted model, not a curated record
CCUAUUGUGACGCAAUAAGCCGCUGUUCCAAGAAGCGCACUGCUCCCCCCCCCCCCGACACGGCUCACGCGGAAACCGCGCUCGUGCCUUCACAGCUGCAGCGACAACCAAUGGUAGUGACGUCAGCAGCGUUGCUUUCGGCCAUUGGCGCUUCCUGGGGGAAAGAUGGGCUCAUAAGGCGGCGCUGAGCGGCGGCUCUUUCCUUCUGACGGCUGGCCUCUAUCUACGCGGGUUGGAUUGACGGUUGGAAAAAAUGACAUCCCAUUCCUUAAAUGUAAACUAUCGCAUGCAACGCACAGCAACGCUUGCACAGGAAGUUCUGGAACGUGCAAAAUCAAGAAAAUUGAACUGGCCAAUUCCUGGUCAGCUCCAAAGAAGGACCUUCAGGGAAGGGGAUGGUGAAGAUACAUGUCUUGCUGCAGCCUUUGCUUCAGUUGCUGAACAUAUGGGCCGUAUCUCUGCAGAAUGUGAGAACUACUACUGCUGUGUGCCUCCACUUCAGUUUAAGGAGUGUGAAGUUGCCCAUAUUUUCAGAUACCACAGCAGGCAAGCUUCUGAAAAUCUGCUGAAAGCAUUUGAAAAUGAAGAAAGUAAACAUGGUCCAAUAGUGGAAGAACCUGGAUGUCCAGAUACAGAAUCAUCUGCAUUAGUUCCAGCUAAGACCUCUGACAUAAAGGAUAUCUAUGUUGAAGUUUCUCCUGGCACCUACAGAGUCAGCGCAUCUUUGCAUGAAGACACAAACAAACAAACACAUCUGCUGAAGAUUAAGCCAGGAGAAAGUGUAAAUUUGACUUUUGAUUUCUAAUCAAGGUAACAAAUGAUAGAUAUGUCAGCAUCUGACAGUGUGUUUUAAUAUAAUCUCCUCACUCUUGUUAAAAUAUUAUAUAUUCAGACAUGAGCAUUUUAUUGUGCUUUUAUUCCUUCUGUAUAUUAUUGUUUAUAACAUGCUGUUUUUCUGUCUGUGUAUUAUUUAAAACAUGUUUGCCUUAACUUGAAUCAUGUGGGUGUCCUUUCACUUGUAUGCUAUGCAAUAAAUAUAAAGCUGUUUCUUUUCAAUACUUAA